CAGAACUGCGUAUGUAAAUUUUGUUUGCGAAUUAUGACAGCCUAGCCUUAUUUGUGAAAAAAUGGAAAGUGAAAAUCAAAACGAAGAACCGAUGACAAGGGAGGAAUACAUUGAAAAGUUGACAAAGUGGCUGGAAGACGCCAGAUUAUGGCAUGGAUUUUGUUCCGGAUUUCCUUAUUACACACAAUUACAGAACCAAACCGUUGACAGCAACAACUUUAAUCAGUUUAGCUGGCCAAAUGUUAAUAAUGGACUGCAUGAGAGGGUUAAUCACAGGGUUAAUCAGCCUGGAAACAAUGCAAGAAUACCUCUGCAAGAACCAGUAUUUAGCAAUGGUUUGACUGAAUAUGUGAUUCCCCCUCUAUGGAAGAGAUUAGUGGCUGAAUUCUUGGAUUUUAUGAUACUGCUUAUAAUUAAAUUAACUUUAUCUUUGAUCGUUUUGGAGACAUUUAAUGUUAUGAGUUUGAAAUAUUAUGGGAUAGAUACAUUCCAAAAAAACUUGAAGAACCCUGAAAUAGCAAUGCAAAUAUAUGUGGAAUUGUUUAUGUUGGAGGUUUUUCAUAAAAUGAUUGUAUGUUUAUAUGAGGCCUAUUUUUUAAAAGGCGGUAUGUGCUCAACUCCAGGUAAAAGGUAUAUGGGCUUAAUUGUAAUAUAUGUUGAAAACAUUAAUGUUGCCAAUGGUCAUGUGGAUGAUAAGGUGGUAACAGUGUCAACAAGCAGUCCACUGGGUAUAAAAAAGUCCCUUAUUCGGUCUGUGCUUAAAAAUUUAUUUAUUGGCCUUCUGGUGCCUGUUUGUUCCCUAUACAUAUUCCGCUUUAACCGGAUAGGUUACGAUAUGAUGGCUAAUUCUUUGGUUGUCGAGUACAAUCCAAAUCCAAAUCGACAAAACUAGAUGUAUUUCAUUAUUGCCAAAUAUGUAUGUGAUAUUAAAUGUUGCAUCUUAUAUAGGGACCAACAAAUGGAUUAUUUACUUUACUGGGAUGUACAUAUGUGGUAAUUUUAUAUAAGAUGAUGUA
This is a messenger RNA of Brassicogethes aeneus, 1016 nucleotides long. NCBI's taxonomy places the organism in Eukaryota, Metazoa, Arthropoda, Insecta, Coleoptera, Nitidulidae. The record is from the annotation of a GenBank genome assembly.